AGCCCGCGGCCCGGCCGCCGCCGCCAGGUUGUGCCUGAGACUGUCAGAUAAAGCGGCGGGCCGGCGGGAGGGGCGGCGGCGAUCACGGCCCGGGCCGGACAUGGCGGCGCUGUACGCCUGCACCAAGUGCCACCAGCGCUUCCCCUUCGAGGCGCUGUCUCAGGGGCAGCAGCUGUGCAAGGAAUGCCGGAUUGCUCACCCUGUUGUGAAGUGUACCUACUGUAGGACCGAGUACCAGCAGGAGAGUAAAACCAAUACAAUUUGCAAGAAGUGUGCUCAGAAUGUACAGUUGUAUGGAACGCCUAAGCCUUGUCAGUAUUGCAACAUAAUUGCUGCAUUUAUUGGGAAUAAAUGCCAGCGCUGCACAAAUUCAGAGAAGAAGUAUGGACCCCCAUAUUCCUGUGAACAGUGCAAGCAGCAGUGUGCAUUUGACAGGAAGGAUGAUCGAAAGAAGGUGGAUGGGAAGUUGCUAUGCUGGCUGUGCACGCUGUCGUACAAGCGUGUCCUUCAGAAGACCAAAGAGCAGAGGAAGCACCUGAGCAGCUCUUCUCGAGGCAGCCAUCAGGAGAAGGAGCAGUACAGCCGCCUGAGUGGAGGCAGCCAUUACAACAGCCAGAAAACACUUUCUACAUCUUCAAUUCAAAAUGAAAUCCCAAAGAAAAAAUCCAAGUUUGAGUCAAUCACAACUAACGGAGACAGCGAUGCUUCCUCUCAUGAGCUGCAUUGUCCUAAUACUCAGAGCCCGUCUGUGUUGGUGCAGUGGGCUGCUUCCCAACAGAGUCUUGGAGCCAUCCAUUUUCCUGUUUCUCCAGGCCCAGGCAUCCUGAACUUUUCUCCAGACCUGGCUCUGGAUUCCCCAGGCACUGACCACUUUGUCAUCAUUGCUCAGCUGAAGGAAGAGGUGGCCACUCUGAAGAAGAUGCUGCAUCAGAAGGAUCAAAUGAUCCUAGAGAAAGAGAAGAAGAUCACGGAGCUGAAGGCUGAUUUUCAGUACCAGGAGUCUCAGACUCGGGCCAAAAUGAACCAAAUGGAGAAAACCCACAAGGAGGUCACAGAGCAACUGCAGGCCAAAAACCGAGAGCUUCUGAAACAGGCAGCUGCCUUGUCCAAGAGCAAGAAGUCUGAGAAGUCAGGCACCAUAACGUCUCCGUGAAGACGUGAGGAGGCUCCCAGCACCAAGCCCGUGCUCCCGGGUCAGGGCUGCUGAGCUGGCUGGUCUCUGGGAAGUGUGCUUCCUACAAAAUCUCUAUAUUUUCUUACCUUACCCUCUUUGUUCGGAUGCAGUGGGCUGAAAGGAACUCCUGGUCUGUGCCCUGUUAUGGCUGCAUGCUGAGCGGUUAGGGUCCCAGACCUCCUCCUUUCCUCCUCCCACUCCCCGCCCCCGUGGCCCCCCCCUCUCUGUUUUAGUACUCUGUUUUCCAUAGUGGUCACUGCUCAGUGUCACGUGCAGAGUGUCUGUCCACCAUCACACCUGCCAUCCCCGUGAGCAAGCAGUCUGUCGUCAGCUGUACAUCACUGCCGCUCCCAACCUCGAAAACUGCCACCUGGAGACUCUGUGCAGUGAGGGAGGCUUUUUCUCACCAAUAAACCUUUUGCUUCAGGGUAUACUCUUGGGUUUUUUCCAGGUAUAUUAUGUAUGACCUUUGUACAAUGUAUAGACAGAGUUUUAUUUAUUUUUUAAAAAGGAAACCUUUUCUUGAUAAAGGAAUGAUGGUAGCCUAGCUAGUUCUUGUAAAAGUGAUGCCUCUUUGAAAAAAGAAAAAAAAACAAAAAACAAACCCAGUCCCGUUUGCUAGCUUUUAGUAGAAGAACGCAACCUUUUCUUUCUCAUUGCCUUAGAGUCUUGAUGCUGAGGUAAUGUUGGAGGCGUACGUGUGGAGCUAAGUGCCUUUUGGAGGACCCCAUGGAAGAGCGUGUGAGGAGAGGCUUAAGGACGGUUGCUGAGUAUGGCCAGUCUGUCUUUAAGUAGGGCAGAAAGAUGCUUGUCCAGGUUGUACUGGACACUUCCUCCUCUACCCACCCCUCCUCCUCCUUCUACAUAAUUUUAAAUUCCCACACUGCCACUUCUUUUUUAAAAGUAUUCCUGUUUCUUGCUACAUCAGCUGUCGUACCACGUUGUUAUCACAACCUGGAUCUUUGGUUUUGUUUUUUAACUUGAGCAGAUUCAAGCGGGAUAAGACGUGAACUACUGAGCAUUUCCGAGGGUUGGCAUGGGUUGCUUGGGUGUGGGCUGCACGGUGGGGAGGACCUCACUGUUCCUUCCUUUCUCUCCCUCAUCCCGCGUGCUCCCUGUUCUUAAUGGAAAGUCAGAAAGCACGCGCUUCUGGGAGCCGAAGGGUGUGCCCUUAUCCCUGUCUGACUCAGUAGUUGUGGGAAGGAGCUGCGCCCCUCCAUCUUUGGGAAAGGAACUAGAGAUGGGGAGUAUGUGCUGGGACACAGAGCAAACCCUGCAGUGAGUGCCAGCGGUGCUGGAGCUAGAGCGGAUCCUGAAGGCAGUGACAUUGGGACAGUCAGGGUCACUGUUCACCUGCUCUGUAGUCUGGGAUUACGUUCUCCAAAGAGUCACAUGCACACAGGUGAGCAGCGGUCCGCACUCGAGUGGCUCUUCCCGACAGGAGAUUCGAAGGACUGUGUUUUUGUAACACUGGUCGGGAGUGCAAUUUUCCCUUCUAAGCAGGGAAAGCUGCUGUGCUAAAUCAUUUUGUAACUUUCCGAAUGAGAGACUUCGGUAAAGAUAAACUCGUUCAGUAUUUUUCAAAUGCAUUUGCAUUGGCUGUGGGGAAAAGAUGGUAGGAAAAGAAUAACAGUCAUGGUUUCGUCAAUGAAAAGUAAGACUGAGAAAUUGUUGGUGUGGUGUGACAAUAUACAAAGGCUUACUUAGUUUUAUACUAAACCUUUUUUAAGGUCUUAGCAUUUAAUAUUCAGCAAAUCCACACAUUUUCUAAACUACCACAAGCUCCUGAAAGAUAGAGGAACCUCAGUCCUGAAAUGGUGAUUUUUUUUUUAAAUCAUGACAGCAUUUUACCAUGUAAUUGAGUAACUUUUGGUAACACCUUCUGCUUCUUUGUAUGUUUGUAAUAAUGGACAUUUUAAAACAUAGGAAUGUUUGCUUUGUACAGACUUUGACAAAUGUGUGUUAAUAAAACUUCAUACUGACUCAGA
Molecule: messenger RNA, 3162 nt
Organism: Mus musculus (house mouse)
Lineage: Eukaryota; Metazoa; Chordata; Mammalia; Rodentia; Muridae
Gene: Fam76a
Product: family with sequence similarity 76, member A
Exons: 10
Coding region: 101-1153 (350 amino acids)
Cellular component (GO): nucleoplasm
Source: RefSeq, marked validated